CUCGUUGUACGACAACUUUGUGCUCCUGCUUCACCUAGAAUGAAAUAAUUGGUGCGAGCUGUUGAGUCGAAAAAUCGCGCUAUUUUGAGGUAAGCAUAGAAUCGAUAUCGAAUCAUUCAGGAUUCGUGCUCCUGUAUCAUGUAUAAAAGUAUCAUCAUCAACAUCAUCAUCAUCAUCUAAAAGAAUGUUGUAGUAUUGUAAGUAUUUGAUUUAUCUGAUUGAUGUUUCUCCUGUCGGAGUAAAAAGUCUCGAAGGGAAUCUAAAAACAACUCAUCGAUACCCAAAAAAGCAACAAAAUGCAGCGUCAUCUCCUGGGAUCUGCCAUUAGCCGAAGUGGUGCUUCUGCGUCGGUCACGACUGACAGUGGGACCUUCAUUGCAGCUCACGACAAGAGCUCAAUAACGAUGCUUAGUAGAAGCCACAGUGAAAAGACGACAAGAUGACAUCGAAUCAGCAGCCCGAAUCGACCUUAAAAUGGGCGUAGGUUUGCGACAUCGCAGGCCUAGAGUUUGUGACGGAAGCAAAAAAGAUGGAAGCGCCGCUCGCUACUCACCGGAACAAGUUCAAGCUUUAUGGUGCUCUCGAAAAUAUAAUCCUCGUGUCACAACUUAUCAUUUUGAUUGAUGUCACUCAUGGCAACUCCUUCUCAUCUUCAGAAAUUAGCUGCUGUGAAUGUGCUUAAAAUGGAGGUCCAUUUGAUCUUUAGGCUUAGCUGCGUCAGAUGAGUAUGAGCAUUCAUAUCGGGAUAAGAAGUCUUUGUUUGUAACUAGCUGUAUUCUCGUUCAUAUCCCUCGCGGCAGAAAUGGGGCACGCGGAAACUUGCGCAUUCAUUGAGCCGUCCCAGUGACUCCGACGAUGACAUUCUCGCAUGGAGAGUUGUCUCUGACAAGUACUAUGAAUUACAAUGCUAAAGCUAAUAUCUAAGAGAUCAAAAAUAUCAGAAAUUCUAUUGAGCAGAACAAGAGCCGAAUACCUCCUGUUUUUCCCACUGAAGUCUUCCAUGAUGCAGAUUGUGUAACGAUCCGCCACGUCGUGACGACGGACGUUGUGGGCGAUUCAUUUCUCAUCACUAUCUAACUCUAUAUCUUUAUUUUUCAUCCAGAUACACCUCUGGCGACAGCGAGCAGAUAAUUAACCUGACGGUUAUUGUAGGAUAAGUACCCAGAACUUCCUGCGAAGG
Molecule: messenger RNA, 1180 nt
Organism: Amoebophrya sp. A25
Lineage: Eukaryota; Dinophyceae; Syndiniales; Amoebophryaceae
Source: the annotation of a GenBank genome assembly